UAAGGAAGGAGUGUAAGGGCAGGCUCAGUGCGAUGGCGAUCAUCAAACAUUGGUCGGAUCUUAAGAGGAGGCACAUCGCGUGGAUCACUGAGAUCCGGGACAGAAAAUGCCCAGGUGUUCCCGUUCCCUCCGUCCGCCGCAGGUCGUCGAUGGACGAGAUGGAGAAAGUGGUCGUGUCCGCCCAGAAGGAGGCGGAGGAGGAGGAAGAGCAGGCCGGACCUUCCCAGCCGCAGCAGGAUGCACCACCCUCACCUGUGGGCGAAGAGGUGGAGGUGGAGGAGGCCGGACCCUCCCGGCAGCCGGAUCCCCCCUCCCCAGCUCCAGAUGAGGAAGAAGAGGAGGAAGAGGCUGUCACCAGCCCCGGCCAUGAGGAAGGGUUAAAGAAGAAAAUGCACCCUAGUAUAUGUUCCUCAUUUAGAAAACACCCCAAAAUAAUUAUAAAGCUGCAGCAUGAGGACCAAAAAGCCGUGCAGGAGAUCAGGGAGCAGCAAAAAAAGAUAAGGGAACAGCAGCGGCAUCUGGAUUGCAAGGUGCAGCAGUUGGAAGAGCUGCACCAUAAUGGGAUGCAGGAGAUGCUGGACCUCCAUAAGCAACUCGAACAGUUGCCUUAGAGCCAUAUUUGUUCCUCAAAA
Molecule: messenger RNA, 632 nt
Organism: Bufo bufo (common toad)
Lineage: Eukaryota; Metazoa; Chordata; Amphibia; Anura; Bufonidae
Product: submandibular gland secretory Glx-rich protein CA-like
Exons: 3
Coding region: 33-611 (192 amino acids)
Source: RefSeq, a predicted model, not a curated record